AAAUAUCUAUAAACUAGUGUUAAACUAAAUUUGAGCUAAGUCAUCUACAUUCGUCAUUUGCUUAAUAUUGCGUACGCUGAUAAUAUUACUAAUACUAUUACUGAAGUCUCCUUCCAGAGCGCUACCAAAAGUCCGGUAUUUCGUUUAGCGUCGAUCGUAAAAACAGCAGUGUGCAAAAAGGUUAUCUGUAAAAUAAUUGAUAAAAGAGUGCCAAAAGCACCAAAGGUAGACUCAUUAACUUUGCACACGGCGACGACGGUUUAGAAAAGAUUGCGUUUGUUUACAUGCAUGUACAUAUUGAGCAGGUCAGUUUAGGUAUAAAAAUAAGUUUGUUUUCUCACCGAACAACAUUCACUCAUCAGAGUUUGAGAAAAACACAAAGUAAGAGGAAUUUAUUUACUUAAAAAAAGAGUAGCUAAGCAAAUAACUUAAAAACAAAAUGGUCUGCAAACAAUGUAUAAACACCUGCAAAUGUACCUCCACUAAAUGCGGUGAUAAUUGUUGCUGUGAUAAGGAUUGCAAUUGCUGCUGUAAGAAUGGACCCAAGGAGCAAUGCUGUGCCAACAGAAAUUGUUGCUGAGUUUGUUUAUACAGUUUAACAAAAAAGAAAAAUGUAUUUCUGUGCCAUGAUGUUAGUAUUUAACAAUUAAAAAUAAAAAUUAA
This is a messenger RNA of Rhagoletis pomonella (apple maggot), 663 nucleotides long. RefSeq names its product metallothionein-2-like. Bases 440 to 580 code for a protein of 46 amino acids. The transcript is spliced from 2 exons. The record is from RefSeq and is a predicted model, not a curated record. Gene Ontology annotation, molecular function: metal ion binding. NCBI's taxonomy places the organism in Eukaryota, Metazoa, Arthropoda, Insecta, Diptera, Tephritidae.